Messenger RNA from Sus scrofa (pig), 3006 nucleotides. It is a transcript of the gene P3H3, whose product is annotated as prolyl 3-hydroxylase 3. The record is from RefSeq and is a predicted model, not a curated record. Gene Ontology annotation, biological process: collagen metabolic process. NCBI's taxonomy places the organism in Eukaryota, Metazoa, Chordata, Mammalia, Artiodactyla, Suidae. Gene Ontology annotation, cellular component: endoplasmic reticulum. Gene Ontology annotation, molecular function: iron ion binding; protein binding; procollagen-proline 3-dioxygenase activity.
GGUGGCUGGGUGUGUGGGAGGCAGGCACGCUCCCUUUCCUGGACUCUAGGCUGGAGGGGAACAUUGCUGCAGUAGGUACUCCCGCCCCAAGGGCCUCUGGAGUUGGAGUCCGGAGUCCUAAGAGGCUCCUCAGGGUGCCUUAGGCCUGCUCCAGUGCCAGCCAUCGGCUCCGCUCGCUCCACGGUCUGUUUCUCGUCCCUGCCACCUCGCUUAUCCUAAAGCCCGCUUCACCACGUUCUGCCAGGCGUUCUCUGACUCCUGUCUCCCAGACCGGCCUCUCCCAGGGUUGUCUCGGCUCCAUCAGCGCCGGUCGGUGCCGCUCUUUCCUCCCCUCUUCCUCUCCUCCCUCCUCUCCAUCUCUCCUUCCUUUCCCCUCCCUCUCCCUUCCCCCUUUCCUCCCUCUCCCUCUCGGCUCCCGCAGUUCCCUCGGGCAGCCGGCCGGCGGCUCUGACACGAUGCUCCGGCUCCUCUGGUUGUUGCUGCUCCUGCUGCUGCUGCCUCCCCCGGGGUCCCCCGAACCCCCCGGCUUGGCCCCGCUGUCCCCGGGGGCGCCCCCUCAGGCCCCCGACUUGCUCUACGCCGACGGGCUGCGCGCUUACGCGGCCGGGGCCUGGGCGCCGGCUGUGGCUCUGCUGCGGGAGGCGCUGCGGAGCCGGGUGGCGCUGGGCCGCGCGCGGCGGGACUGCCAGGAGCGCUGCGCCGCCGAGCCGGGGGCCGCGCUCCCCGCCCUGCUCGCCGCUGCCCCGGGGCCCGGAGCGGCGCGGGGCGCCUGGGAGCCGCUGCUACUCCGUGCCGCGCUCCGGCGCGCCGAGUGCCUGACCCAGUGCGCCGCGCGGAGGCUGGGCCCGGGGGGCGCGGCGCGGCUCCGCGUGGGGAGCACGCUCCGGGACGCCUUCCGCCGCCGGGAACCCUACAACUACCUGCAGAGGGCCUACUACCAGCUCAAGAAGCUGGACCUGGCCGUGGCCGCAGCGCACACCUUCUUUGUAGCAAACCCCACACACCUGCAGAUGCAGGAGGACAUGGCUAAGUACCGACGGAUGCCUGGGGUUCGGCCCCAGAGCUUCCGAGACCUGGAGACGCCCUCAUAUUGGGCAGCCUAUGACACUGGCCUGGAGCUACUGGGGCGCCAGGAGGCCGGGCUGGCACUGCCCCGGCUAGAGGAGGCCCUGCAGGAGAGCCUGGCCCAGAUGGAGAGCUGCCGGGCUGGCUGUGAGGGGCCUGAGGAGCAGCAGAGGGAGGAGGAGGAAGAGGGCACCGGGAGCCAGGGGGGUCUCUAUGAGGCCAUUGCUGGGCAUUGGAUUCGGGUCCUGCAGUGCCGGCAGCGCUGCGUGGGGGACACAGCCACACGUCCUGGUCGCAGCUUUCCUGUCCCCGACUUCCUUCCCAGCCAGCUAAGGCGGCUGCAUGAGGCCCAUGCUCAGGUGGGGAAUCUGUCCCAGGCGGUGGAAAAUGUCCAGAGCGUCCUGCUCUUCUACCCAGAGGAUGAGGCUGCCAAGAAGGCCCUGGACCAGUACCAGGCGCAGCUGGGAGAGCCGAGACCUGGCCUCGGGCCGAGAGAGGACAUCCAGCGCUUUGUCCUUCGAUCCCUGGGGGAGAAGAAACAGCUCUACUAUGCCAUGGAGCACCUGGGCGCCAGCUUCAAGGAUCCUGAUCCCUGGACCCCAGCAGCUUUCAUCCCUGAAGCCCUUAGACAAAAGCUCAGAGAGGAUCAGGAGAAGAGGCCUUGGGACCAUGAACCGCCUCAGCCAAAGCCCUUGACUCACUGGAAGGAUGUCCUUCUUCUGGAGGGAGUGACCCUGACCCAGGACGCCAGGCAGCUGAAUGGAUCAGAGCGAGCGGUGCUGGAUGGGCUGCUCACCCCAGCUGAGUGUGGGGUGCUGCUGCAGCUGGCCAAGGAUGCAGCCGAGGCUGGCGCCAGGUCGGGCUAUCGAGGCCGCCGCUCUCCACACACCCCCCACGAACGCUUCGAGGGGCUCACGGUGCUCAAGGCUGCGCAGCUGGCCCGAGCUGGGGCGGUGGGCAGUCAGGGUGCUCAGCUGCUCCUGGAGGUGAGCGAGCGCGUGCGGACCCUGACACAGGCCUACUUCUCCCCGGAGCGGCCCCUGCAUCUCUCCUUCACCCACCUGGUGUGCCGCAGCGCCAUAGAAGGAGAGCAGGCGCAGCGCAUGGACCUGAGCCACCCGGUGCACGCGGACAACUGCGUCCUGGACCCCGACACUGGGGAGUGCUGGCGGGAGCCCCCAGCCUACACCUAUCGGGAUUACAGUGGACUCCUCUACCUCAACGAUGACUUCCAGGGCGGGGACCUGUUCUUCACAGAGCCCAAUGCCCUCACCGUCACGGCUCAGGUGCGUCCUCGCUGCGGACGCCUCGUGGCCUUCAGCUCCGGUGGGGAGAAUCCCCAUGGCGUUUGGGCCGUGACGCGGGGACGGCGCUGUGCCCUGGCCCUGUGGCACACGUGGGCACCGGAGCACAGGGAGCAGGAGUGGACAGAAGCCAAAGAGCUGCUGCAGGUGCCAGAGGAGGAGGGGGAAGAAAUGCCCAGCAGAGACCCUGCCCCAGAACCCCCCAGCCGCAGGCUUCAGCGGGCCCAGGACAAGGCUGGGAAGCCGCCUCGGGUCCGAGAGGAGCUGUGAGGGGCCGAGCCAGCUCCUUGGGGAUGUGCCUCGUGGAGGGUCUGCCUUGGUGCCAGGACCCAGGAGAAGUCCCCAUGUGACAGGAGCAGAACAGCGAGCUCCCUGUCCCUGCACCCCCACCAUCUCGGGGAUCCCAAGGGCCGUGCAGCCCUGGACUCGGAGGACACUGCACGGACUGGCCCAGGGAGCCAGGCCGGACCCAGCUGAUGGAGUGCUGGCCCUCGGACAGACAGAAGAUUCCAUACUGCCCUGGGAGUGGCUGGGGGUAGGGCCCGGCUGCUUUAAGUGAGAAGGAUGUGGGGGGGGGGGGAAGAAGAACCCCACUGCCCUCUCCCAGCCUGUCAAUAAAAAUCCUGAAGAUUCCUCA